Molecule: messenger RNA, 792 nt
Organism: Fusarium odoratissimum NRRL 54006
Lineage: Eukaryota; Fungi; Ascomycota; Sordariomycetes; Hypocreales; Nectriaceae
Exons: 1
Coding region: 1-792 (263 amino acids)
Source: RefSeq, a predicted model, not a curated record
AUGGCAGCGGCAAAGGCCGCAGUGGCUCAACGCGAUGCAGCGACAGCACCUCCAGCUCUUCCCGCACUUCCUGCCGCAGUACCCAGUUCAUCUUCUCCAUUGUCUACAUCUCCCGACGCUCUAGGUCAGCUACGUCAGCUUCUCCAACAGAAACUCGGAGAUACUCGUACAAUCGAAGGUUUGAAGGAUCUCGCUUUCCUUCCUACAGCAUCUAACGGUGCGCUCGCUAGCGGCUCUCAGGCCCUUCCGGCACCUUCGUCUAGCCCCGAUGAUCCCGUAUUCAGUACCCACGCCCCUUAUACUCGGCAUAAAUCUGGAAAUUCAUACCAAAUUGCCAUCGACAGGACUAGCGACUCAGACGAUGCAAAGCCAUUUGCUUCCAGGCCCAGGCCGACAGCUGUUCCGUCCUCCAGCUCAGCCGCUCCAUCUUCGGCCAGUUCGACCGCUGCUGAAACUUCUAUCCUAACUACCAGACUCGCCCAAUCGCCUGGCCAAGCUCACUUAUCAAAGAGGACUCGCUGCACGUCUGGUGACGACAUAACACUGGGCUCCUCCACUGCCGACAUCAGCGACCGCUUUGUGAACAUCUUACCAGCUCUCCUCCGUCUCGUCGAUAUCUUCAGCAACGGCAAUGCAGUCAUCAUUACUGAAGUUAGUAACCCCACUCCGGGAGACGAUGAAAGGCGCUCAGAUACCUUGAUGGGGCUUGACGUUUCAGACGCAUACAACAUCCCCGAUAUUGAGGAGACAGGGUGUCGGCAGGAGAUCGUCAAGGGUAAGUGUAAGGCUUAG